Messenger RNA from Piliocolobus tephrosceles (Ugandan red Colobus), 3962 nucleotides. It is a transcript of the gene ZNF607, whose product is annotated as zinc finger protein 607. Lineage: Eukaryota; Metazoa; Chordata; Mammalia; Primates; Cercopithecidae. Bases 177 to 2264 code for a protein of 695 amino acids. The record is from RefSeq and is a predicted model, not a curated record. Gene Ontology annotation, biological process: regulation of DNA-templated transcription. The transcript is spliced from 6 exons.
GGAAAAGAGCCCUGGAUGAUUUUGAGGGAAGAAACACAGUUCACAGAUUUGGAUUUACAGUGUGAGAUAAUCAGCUACAUAGAAGUACCCACUUAUGAAACAGGUCUUGGUUUUUUGACUUUGCCCUUCUGGUAGAGAAACCCUGAGGACUGAUAAACUCUUGCCAGUCUCAAACCAUGGCCUGUGAAUCGAUAACAUUCGGGGAUGUGGCCAUAGACUUCUCUCAUCAGGAGUGGGAAUAUCUCAACCUGGUUCAGAAGACCUUGUACCAGGAGGUGAUGAUGGAGAAUUACGAUAACUUAGUCUCACUGGGACAUUCCAUAUCUAAGCCAGAUUUAAUCACCUUAUUGGAGCAAGGAAAAGAGCCAUGGAUGAUUGUGUUGGAAGAAACAGGAGGAGAAUGUACAGAUUUGGAUUCAAGGUGUGAAAUAAUCAGUGAUGGGAAAAUGCACCUUUAUAGGAAACACUCAUCUGUUACUCUCCAUCAGAGAAUUCAUAAUGGACAGAAACCAUACGAGUGUAAGGAAUGUCAGAAGGCCUUUAGUCAUCUUACAGAACUCAUAGUACAUCAAAGAAUUCAUACUAGUGAGGAACCUGAUCAACAUGAAGAGUUUGGGAAGGCAUUUAGCCAUCUUACAGACCUUAGAGAGCAUCAGAAAAUUCAUGCUCGUGAGAAACCUUAUGAAUGUGAAGAAUGUGGGAAAGUCUUCAGUUAUCCUGCAAACCUUGCUCAACAUGGGAAGGUUCAUGUUGAGAAACCCUAUGAAUGUAAAGAGUGUGGGGAAGCUUUUAGGACUAGCCGUCAACUUACUGUACAUCAUAGAUUUCAUUACGGUGAGAAACCCUACGAAUGUAAGGAAUGUGGCAAAGCCUUUAGUGUGUAUGGACGACUUAGUCGACAUCAGAGUAUUCACACUGGUGAGAAGCCCUUUGAAUGUAACAAAUGUGGGAAGUCCUUUAGGCUCAAAGCAGGCCUUAAAGUACAUCAGAGUAUUCAUACUGGAGAGAAGCCACAUGAAUGUAAGGAAUGUGGAAAGGCCUUUCGUCAGUUUUCCCACCUUGUAGGUCAUAAAAGAAUUCAUACUGGAGAAAAACCCUAUGAAUGCAAGGAAUGCGGUAAGGGCUUUACAUGUAGGUAUCAACUUACUAUGCAUCAGAGAAUUUAUUCUGGGGAGAAACCUUAUGAAUGUAAAGAAAAUGGGGAGGCUUUUAGUAGUGGCCAUCAACUUAUUGCACCUCAUACAUUUGAAAGUGUUGAGAAACCUUAUAAGUGUGAGGAAUGUGGGAAAGCCUUUAGUGUGUAUGGACGACUUACUCGACAUCAGGGUAUUCAUAGUGGUAAGAAACCCUUUGAAUGUAACAAAUGUGGGAAGUCCUUUAGGCUCAAUUCAUCCCUUAAAAUACAUCAAAAUAUUCAUACAGGUGAGAAACCCUACAAAUGUAAGGAAUGUGGGAAGGCCUUCAGUCAGCGUGCACACCUUGCCCAUCAUAACAGAAUUCAUACUGGUUACAAACCCUUUGAAUGUAAAGAAUGCGGGAAGUCCUUUCGUUGUGCCUCAUAUCUUGUCAUACAUGAGAGAAUUCAUACAGGAGAGAAACCCUAUGUAUGUCAAGAGUGUGGGAAGGGUUUUAGUUAUAGCCAUAAACUCACUAUACAUUGCAGAGUUCACACUGGUGAGAAACCUUAUGAAUGUAAGGAAUGUGGGAAGGCCUUUAGUGUAUCUGGACAACUUACUCAGCAUCUGAGUAUUCAUAGUGGUAAGAAACCCUUUGAAUGCAACAAAUGUGGGAAGUCUUUUAGGUUCAUUUCUGUACUUAAAGCCCAUCAGAAUAUUCAUAGUGCUGAGAAACCCUACGAAUGUAAGGAAUGUGGCAAGGCCUUUCGUCAUGCCACAAGCCUCAUAUAUCAUGACCGAACUCAUGCUGGUGAAAAGUCCUAUGAAUGUAAAGAAUGUGGGGAAACUUUUAGUCAUGCUUCACAUCUUAUUAUUCAUGAGAGAAUUCAUACCGGUGAUAAACCCUAUGAAUGUAAAAGAUGUGGGAAGGCAUUUCGCUGUGCCUCAUAUCUUGUUAGACAUGAAAGGGUUCAUGCUGAUGGAAAUCCCUAUAUGUGUGAAGAGUGUGGGAAAGCUUUUAAUAGUAGCCAUGAACUUAGUAUACAUCAUAGAGUUCAUACUGGUGAGAAACCCUUUAAAUGUAAUAAAUGCAGAAGGUCCUUUAGGCUUAGAUCCAUCCUUGAAGUACAUCAGAGAAUUCAUAUUUGAUAGAGAAACUGUGGCAUAUACAGGUAGUAAAGAAAGCACAUUCUGUCAAUUGAUUUGUCCCAAUGAACAAUUUGAAGACAAUGUGGAAUGGCUUUGAGAUACAGUUCAGUUUUUGUUAGGCAUCAAUUUGUAUUGGUGUGAACUUUUCAAAAUGUAAAUAUGCAGUUUCUUUGGUAAGAACUAUGUUAACUCAGAUUCAGAGAAUUUAUUAUGUAUUUUUUUAAUAACAUAAGAAAACCUUUUCUGAUAUUCCUCUAGUUUUGGAUUGCCAAAAUAAUCAUAGUAGAGGAAAACUGAGAGAAUGUAGGAAACCAUUCUUUAUACUUGCAUGUAAACAUCUUGUAGCAACAAUCAUUUAUUGUUAAACCUGGGAAAAGCCAUUAAACAGGAAACCUCUGUCAAUAUAAGCGAUGAUGGGAAAGGCUAUUUAGCCAUUCUGCAUAUUUAACGCUCAUGAUCGACGUCCACUUCUUAUAGCUGGGAUGAUAUGGGGGAAGAUACUUAUCCCUUCUGGGGAUCAUAUAUAAAUGGUGAUAGUAGUACCUACAGUAUAGUGCUGUUAGAAUUACAUGAGUUAGAUGUGAAAGUCAGUGGAAGCAGGUGUGAGAGGGUCCCACAGAAGAAAACAUGGCUGCCAAAGUGUUUUGAGUCCAUUGGGAAGUUUGGCCUGGCCUUAGCUGCUGCAGGAGGCAUGGUGAAUUCUGCCUUAUAUAAUGUGGAUGCUGGGCACAGAGCUGUCAUCUUUGACCGAUUCCGUGGAGUACAGAACGUUGUGGUAGGGGAAGGGACUCACUUUCUCAUCCCAUCGGUACAAAAACCAAUUAUCUUUGACUGCUGUUCUCAACCAUAUAAUGCGCCAUUCAUCACUGGUAGCAAAGAUUUACAGAAUGUCAACAUCACACUGUACAUCCUCAUCCAGCCCAUCACUAGCCAGCAUCCUCUCAUCUUCACCAGCCUCGGAGAGGACUACGAUGAGCCUAUGCUGCCGUUCAUUACCACUGAGAUCCUCAAGUCACUGCUGGCUUGCUUUGAUGCUGGAGAACUAAUCAUCCAGAGAGAGCUGGUCUCCAGCCAGAUGAGCAAUGACCUGAUGGAGUGAGCAGCCACCUUUGGGCUCAUCCUGGACGACAUGUCUUUGACACAUCUGACCUUCGGGAAGGAGUUAACAGAAGCAGUGGAAGCCAAACAGGUGGCCCAGCAGGAGGCAGAGAGCGCCAGAUUUGUGGUGAAGGCUAAGCAGCAGAAAAAGGCGGCCAUCAUCUCUGCUGAGGGUGACUCCAAGGCAGCUGAGCUGAUCACCAACUCACUGGCCACUGCAGGGGACGGCCUGAGCAAGCUGUGCAAGCUGGAAUCUGGAAGACAUCGCAUACCAGCUCUCACGCUCUUGGAACAUAAUCUGCCUGCCGGCGGGGCAGUCCGUGCUCCUCCAGUUGCCCUAGUGAGGGCCCAGCCUACCUGCACCUCCGUGAGGCAACUGGGCCACAGCCCCGAUGAUUCGUAACACCACCUUCUGCCCUCACCCCAGAAAUCACUGAAAUUUCAUGAUUGGCUUAAAGUGAAGGAAAUAAAGGUAAAAUCACUUCAGAUCUCUAAAAAACAAAAGAAGAAUUACAUGGGUUAGUACAUGAAAAAAUUAUGGGAAACUACAUGGAAUAUACUGUUACAUUCAAUAAACAUUAGCUUCUGUAUAUAAUAAUA